GCCUUUCCCCCAUGGUCCCCCUGGCGGAUGUCACAUCAAAACCUCUAUUAUCCAUGCCUACUGCCCAAAAGGUUGCCGACCUCUGAUUCUCUGCAUCUAGAUCUCAUGUUUUCUGGGUUAUCCUGAUGACUUUGGCUUAACCGCCCAAUGCUGGCACACAAGUCUGCAAGGAUUCGACAACUGUCAGGCGGGCUUUAUGUUGAGGAGCCGCCUCUUCAGCGGAUCGGUCUUCAGCCUCGUUUCCGCGUCGAAACCAUCAGUCAACAAGACAAGGCCUUUGCCGAAUCUGUCCUCAAGAAAGAAGCAUCGGCUGCCAGAGGGUCUCAGCCUCUCCUUCGAAGAGUAAAAUCAAAGUUGAGCCGGCCGGAUAAGGCUGUGACUUCGAAUGCGCUAUAUAAUCAUGUUCAGGCAAACGGUUCCGCCGAAGUUGCCCAGAUUUACGUUGACAGACUGUUCCUCGAUGCCGCACAGUCGAAUCUACAACUACUGUUUCCAGAUGUUCUACUUGUCACUGCUGUGAAGAAUGCAAACACCAAUCUUGUCCGACUCCUUGCUCCUUUCACCGCGAUUGAGGGAGUCAAUGCAGUUCUUGAAUAUGCCGUCCUCAGUCAGAACCUGCAUGUCGUCGCAGCUUUGUUGGAGUAUGGCGCGGAUCCGAACUGUUUGAAUCACGCCUGUUUACUUCGACUGGCUGAAACCGACCUUCAACUUCUUCAGCUCAUCCUUCGCGCUCCGAGGCAGCUAUGGUACGAGACUUUCUGCAAUCUGUGUGCCGCUGCUAUCCGAAAUGGACUGUCAAAUGCUGUCAACGUCAUCCUUCGCAGCAUCGCUGACUAUCCAAUAUUCCGCGACUCGGCUCCUCCGUGGAAUCGAGACAGUCUUCUCGGUGCAGCAAUCUGUUGCCCUGACAAGAGUAUGUUUUUCUGUAUUGCCACGGCUACGUCUGCAUGGCCCUUGAAGGAUAAUCGCCUGUUUUUGCAUGUGUUGGACUCUACGGCGACAGAUCGCUUGCAGGCUAAAGACAUGGUGGAGGUUUUACUCUGCCUGAGUGGUAUGUCGCCAACAUUUCACUCGAGUCCAGAGAUUGAAUCCUUUUACUGCCGGUGUGUACAAGAACAACUUGAGGAUAUACUACGGCUCAUGGGAUCCUACGGCGUUCCUGUCCCGGCGGAGACUCUUCUUCUCGCAUGUCAAAAUCAUGACGAAAAGGUCCUCGACGUCCUCCUUGCCGGUCCUAUUCAAGGAGAAGAGCGGGUGGUUGCUCGCACCUUGCACUUACGGGGCACAAUACAAAGGGAUAUGCGUCAGAAGAUCCUCAGGCGUCUCCUUGCGAGGGGAGCUAAUGGGGUGUGGAAGCAUAAGGAACUCGUCACGGCGGUUUCGCUUCAGCAAGUCCAAUGGGUCGAAUCACUCAUCAACGCAAAUGCUUCAGUGGACUACCACAAUGGCGCCGCCCUUCUCAAAGCUGUUUCAUUGGGGCACGUUCUCAUUGUUCAAAGACUUCUAUCUCGUCCUGUAUCUCUCGAGAGCUUGCAAGCUGCCUUUCCAAGCAUCAGUCAACUCGAAACUUUGCCCCGACGACUGCUCACGAAGCUUUUUAUCAGUCGAGGACUCUCCGGUAAAUGUCUCGAUGAUGCUCUGAAUAGGGAACUUUGCAACUAUUCAUACCACAGAGAUCCUGAGUUAGUCGACAUAUUGAUCACGUCGGGCGCUUGCUGUAAUGAUGUUUCCCUCACAGUCAUCUUUGAACACAAAGAUGCCCCGAUCUUCGACAAAAUAGGCCUCUCCAAAACAGUCCUCCAUGAAUCUGUUACGGGAUGGUUCAAAAGCUGGCACCGCGUGCUCCUCCUUCACAUUGAACGGAAAGACGAAUAUUCGCUCGCGGCCUCUUCGUGCCUCAAGUUAGUGUUCAACAAACUAGACGUGGCCGAAACCCUCUGUGAUGCUCAUGAAGGCAAUCGACGACUUGAAUGCUUUCACCAGUUUCUGGAACAUGGUGCAGUGGACGUAGAUCUACUAUCAGCAUGGCUGAAUUGGGCACAGCAAAUGGACAGCAACACAUUAACCGAGAUUGUGCUAACAGCAGCUUGUUUCUGCGAUCUCAGUAGACUCUAUUUGAUCGUACGAUCCAAGCCACUGACCAGUCCGUCCCCCAUACCUUUGGCAAACUACAUCGGAAAGCUUGAGCGGGAUUCUCAAUCGAAGACAACAGAUAUGUUCUCAUCCGUCCAACUACCCCCACUUCCGCAGGACGCCCUCAAGUUCUCAGAUACAAGGAGCGUCGAAAACUUGAAGGUCGUCUUUCGCCAAUAUUUUCGGGAUUCCUAUGAGACUCAUCUUGCAACGAGACUCCUCCAGAGGCACCUAGAGCAUUGCAGCGAAGCCAUCAAUGAAGGUGAAAUCUGGCCGCUCCUUACCCUACAAUUUCUUCUAUCCCAGCCUAUUGAAGUUACACUGCCAGAAUUCCGCUCCUGUUUGUACAUGACCAUCGCUUCUCAGCAGUGGCUCGUUCUUGAGCUGCUUCUUGAUCGGCAACUACCCCAAGAGAUGGUUGCUAGCUUCUUCCUAGUCGACACGUCUCUACUUGCACCUCGUGCGAUCCAAGUGCUUCUUGAAUCACAAGCAAUGGCAGGGAUGGACGAUGAAUUCUUCUCUGGGCCCGUACAGCGCACUUUCAACCAUGCAUGCCAUGCACAAGACCGGGAAAUGGCUAUUCUCCUAUGCUCUAAGUCUCGCUGCAAACUUCGCCUCGGAGAUGUAUUGUUGCCUCUGCGACAAGCAAUUGAUGCCUCGGACCUCCGCUAUAUUUCCACUAUGAUCAGCGCAACAUCUUUUUCGAAUGAUGACCUUGAGAUACUUUGGAAGCAUAUUACUCAACAAUGUCAAAGCGCCAACUUCCUCGCACUUAUGGAGAUAUUGCUCAAAGCGGGCGCUGAUGGCAUUUCGAUUGGCGUCACUUUGGUGGAAGCCGUGGAAAGAGAUAAUGAGUCUCUUGUCGUGUUCAUUCUAGCACAAUGGCAACGUACACGGUGCCUGCAGUAUCGCGCAGAGUUUGACUACAGAGGACGCCAGCCAGUCAACCCAACACCAGAACUUGGAUUUGACGCCGAGUACUUUUCAGCACUUGCCCGCGCCCUUACGGUUGCUAUUCGUUUAGACCGAGCACCCCUUUGUCGGCAUCUUUGCACAGCAGGAGCUCCCCUUGUUUGUCAAGGACAAUCACUAAUUGAGCUUGCAGUGAUCCUAGGAAGCCACAGCGCCCUCGUAGAGAUGAUCACAUACUCGAAAACGUGUCCUGGCAUGGAUGGGGCUGUUAGCUUCGCUCUACUUCAGGUGGUGGUGCACCACCGGGAAAGCUGGGUGCAAGGGCUAGUACAUCAAGGUGGAUCAAUCGAAGCGUACGACUUCGAGGGCCUGAAAAUUGCGGCGGGAUUUGAUCAUCCCGGUAUGUUGGCAACGCUUCUGUCCCAUACCGGGUCACUACCUGGAUUUCACGCAGUGUGCCAAACACUUCAAGGUCGUCUUACCGCGAACGAGGGCGAUCUGGUAAGCAUUUGCGCCAUGUUCGAGCAACUCCAUGAAGUAGGCUUCCAGGACAAGGAGUGGUACAACGAAGCUCUUUUCGCACUGUUGGCAAUCCGAUCUGCCAACUCAGAUCAUGUCGGAAUCUUGAUCAACUGCGGAGCGUCUAUCGAGUACAGAAGUGGAGAAGGCAUGAUACAGCUUUGGAGACAAGGUAAUGUACGACUCUUCCCGGGCCUCAUUCGCCACUGCAACCAGCAGUCUAUAAGAACACGACUAUUCAGUGAGGCAUAUGCCGAUUAUCUGCAACAAGAACAAGAUCGUUUCAGCCUUCCAGCCACUGAUACGCUGCUUAUUCUGAGUGCCCUCCUUGACAUGGAUAUACCUCAGGACGCGCGUGAUAUGGCGCUAGAUACAAUUUCCAGGGCUUGCCACCAUAAGCUCAAGCCUGGUCCAAUCCUUCGACUGUUGCUGGAAAAAGGGGCUCGUUUCAUUAACGGGGCUGGAGUGUCACUCUAUCAGGUCUGUCGCCUCGACGAUCCCCAAAUCACCUCCCUAGUUAUCGACAGUCGUCCGCAUAUCCGAACUCGUUUACUAGCUCUCCACCGCCUCUUCUUCAACCAAGGAAUAGGAUUCUCGAGUACCGCAGGGGAAGAAGCUGGCCAAGAGCCUAAUCCAUCAGACCAGGCUUGCCUAUACAACAUCUAUUUUUCUGCGUCGACAGCGCAGAAUCUCGACUUAGACGCCUCAGAUGUUGUCAACUUGAUAGGUUCAAUGCUGAAUCCGAAGAUUGCAACUACGGGGACUAGCUUGAUGUUCACGUUUUUCUUCAUGCUAGGAGGUCUUCACUUGCUGUCGUCCCAGCCUUGUUCAGAUGGCGAUCGCACUGAUGUGGAGCAAAUGUUUGUUGCCGCCAUCAUGAACUCAGAACUCAAAGAACUAGAUGAUCGGAUCGAGUUCCUGCUCAGGGUCAUGCAGGUUGACGCCCCCUCCUUGGUGGGCCUUGCUGCAGAGCCGCCUGGCCUCGCCUUGAGAAAGAGUUCGCUGAACACGCUAUUAUUAUUAUCACUGGAGCGCAAGAAGUUUGACUUGGCCAGUACACUCAUGGAGGCUGGGGCCGACGCGAAUGCAAGAGAUGAAGAAGGUCGGUCUGCACUGUUCCUGGCGACAUUCGGGAAGUCUCUAGAUACAAUGAAGGCCUUGAUCUGGAAUGGUGCCGAAGUAGACGAUGGAAGUCUGCACAUUUCGACUUGCUGGCAGCAUCAUGAAGCAAUGCAGCUACUUCUCGAGGCAGGCCACGAACCAGGCUAUGGUUCCGAACAUUUCUUUAGAGCUACGCCGCUCGAAGCUUUCUUACGGUUCAGGGAAUCGGGAUCAGCACCUGACCUUUUCGACAUGACACUGGCGGUGCUGCUGUGCGAUGCCGAGGUCCCGAUAAGCUUCUGGACGAGCGAGCCCAAUCUAUUGUCUCUGGCUCUGAUGGGUUCAUGGCCAUAUCAGAUGUUCAACGCGCUGCUGUGUUAUCUACCUCCGGAAGUGGUUGCAUUGCCUCUUAUUCGCCGAGACCGCUUCAUGUUCUCAAUCCUCAGCCUUGUCGAAAGAGGAGAGGAAAUCGAGUUAUCCGACGUCGAGCGGGUGGAGCUAUCUACGCGUCUAGAAACAUUGGGGUUCGAGCGAACUUUUUAUGCUCUUGAGGGAGAUCAACCCGAAGACGCCAUCAACGUGCCAGAACACCUCGAUAUCCCCGAAGUGAAGGCGCGCCGUCGUGCUUGGAGAGAAAAAGACUGUGCUGUUUGUGCGGAAAAGCCUCCAGAUCGAAACGCGAUUCAUGCAGCGUUGUCCUUGUCAUGUGAGGAGAACCAUGGGUGGGAGGACGACAUUAUCUGUACCGACUGCCUACGAGGACAUCUUGAGUCGCAGAUGUUCCCACAGGGAGGCGAUAAAUUUCCCUCAGCCAAAGUCAAAUGCUGGGCUGCCAAUUGCUCAGAAACGCUCAACCACUCGGUGCUCCAAGUCCUUGCGGACCGUAAACGAUUCGCCAUCUACGACGCUGCUCUUGCUCAAAUGCUCCUCAGCGGCGGGGAAAAUAUGGCCAAAUGUGCGAAGCGCAACUGUACCGGUGCGACAUGGCUAGGAGACGAAGACAAGAACACGACCAUUUUCACCUGUGAUGUGUGCGGUGAGUUUACCUGUAUACAGUGCAAUCAGCUGUACGACAACCAUAGAGACGAGCCAUGCCCCCAGGGCGAAGAGGCAAAAGGCAUCGAAAGACGGAGGGAAGAGGAGGCGGCUACAGCAGCCCUGCUGGCAAAGGGGAAGAAGUGUCCGCAAUGCAAGCUGCCCUUCGAGAGGAUUGAAGGCUGUGAUCAUAUUGUAUGUGGCAGAGACGCGCACUCGAGCGCGAGAGGUCUUGGCUGUGGAUUUGAAUUUUGCUAUAUCUGUGGCGCCGAUUACAAUGCCAUUCGCAGGCAAGGGAAUACGGCACAUGCCAGGAGAUGUGAUCACUAUGCAUGAUUUAUGUGGCAAAGACAGACGAGACGCUGUGUGGUUUCUUAAUUGCAGAAACGCAGAGAUGAGACUUUCCAUGUUAUAAUUGUGAUAGACUAUACUAGAAGACCAUGACUGACUUGCCCUUGUAUCGUGUA
Molecule: messenger RNA, 6167 nt
Organism: Cladophialophora immunda
Lineage: Eukaryota; Fungi; Ascomycota; Eurotiomycetes; Chaetothyriales; Herpotrichiellaceae
Exons: 2
Coding region: 148-6036 (1962 amino acids)
Molecular function (GO): zinc ion binding; protein binding
Source: RefSeq, a predicted model, not a curated record